Perca flavescens (yellow perch) is the source of this 726-nucleotide messenger RNA. Its product is annotated as claudin-10. Bases 1 to 726 code for a protein of 241 amino acids. Gene Ontology annotation, molecular function: structural molecule activity. The record is from RefSeq and is a predicted model, not a curated record. NCBI's taxonomy places the organism in Eukaryota, Metazoa, Chordata, Actinopteri, Perciformes, Percidae. The transcript is spliced from 5 exons. Gene Ontology annotation, cellular component: membrane; bicellular tight junction.
AUGAGCAGCAUGUCUCAGGAGAUCUUGGCCUUUUUAUUUAGCACUUCGGGAUGGGUGCUGGUGUCUUCCACCUUGCCGAUGGAAUAUUGGGAGGUAUCUUCAAAUGAUGGAUCAGUCAUCACCACAGCUACAUUCUAUUCCAAUCUUUGGAAGACCUGCGUCAUUGAUUCAACUGGAGUCUCUAACUGCAAAGACUUUCCCUCGUUGCUAGCACUGAAUGGCUACAUCCAAGCAUGCAGGGGAUUGAUGAUUGCAGCCGUCUGUCUGGGUUUUUUUGGUUCUAUAUUUGCCCUUGUUGGAAUGAAAUGCACCAAACUUGGAGGAACUGACAAAAACAAAGCCAGUAUUGCCUGCUUUGCAGGUGUAAUUUUCCUUCUUAGUGGCCUCUGCUCACUUUCAUCAUGCUCCCUCUAUGCACACCGGAUAACAACAGAGUUUUUUGACCCACUGUUUUAUGACCAGAAGUAUGAACUGGGAGCUGCGCUUUUUAUCGGCUGGGCAGGUUCUAUCCUCUGUAUCCUCGGAGGCAGCGUGCUCUGCUUCUCCAUUACAGGUUCUUUUACCAAAAGCCACAGUCGAGCAAACUAUAUCUACAAAGGUGCUGUCUCACAGUCUCAUAUCUCCUCCCGCCCAAGAGGGCAGGCACAGUCUGUAAACCAGAGGCCGCCUCCUGACUGCAGCAACUCCUCCAGGAUUCAGCACUUUGAUAAGAAUGUGUAUGUGUGA